GCGCCCGGACCCGCGACGUCGCCGGGCCCGGGCCCGCGGCCCCCCCAGGUCUCGGCUCCUGCGCCUCCACCCGUGGGCAGAUGAGAUGUGAAACUCGAGGACGCGUUCCGGGGCCGGCCGGGCCUGAGAUGACGGCCGCCCGACCCGAGCUCGCCGUCAUCGUGCUCCCGCUGCUCCUGCUGUCCCUGCACGCAAGCCCCGCAACAGGUGGACUCUGCUGGUCCUCCAUCAGCAACGGGCGGUGCAGGGAGCUGUUAUCGCUGGAGGUCUCGCGAGAGGAGUGCUGCGCCUCGAACGCGGCCGCGGAGACGGCCUACUCCGACGACGACCUGGACAGCGGGAGCCUCUUCUUCUGGAGGGUCCUCGGCGGUGGAGUGCACUGUCGACCUUGCAGAGAGAGCUGCGCCGAGGUGCGGUGCGAGGAGGGGAAAAAGUGCGUGGUUCGCAAGGGGAGGCCCCGGUGCGUGUGCAGCCCGGAGUGCAAGGCCCCGCGGGGCGGGGGCCCGGUCUGCGGGACCGACGGGCGCAGCUACAAGAGCCUCUGCCGACUGAAGAAGAGGGCCUGCAAGAAGGGCAGCCACGAGCUCGCGGUCGCCUACAACGGCUACUGCCAAAGUUCGUGCGCUCGGGUGCGGUGCGGCCAGGGGCGAAGCUGCCUGCUGGACCAGAACCUGAGCCCGCACUGCGUGAGGUGCGCCCGCAGGUGCCCGCAGCAGCCGCACCAGGUCGCCGGCGCGCGUCCUGUCUGCGGUGCCGACGGAAACACCUACAAGAGCGCCUGCCACCUGCGCCUCGCCGCCUGCCGCGCGGGCCGCGCCAUUCCGGUCGCCUAUAAGGGCCACUGCAAGCCGACCGCGGACUGCACGACGAUCCAGUGUCGCGAGGGUCAAACCUGCCUGACGGAGAUGACGUCGGGCCGGCCGCGGUGCGUCACGUGCACGUACCGAUGCCCCCGGAAGCGGGAGCGCGUCCGGGACCGGGACCGGAAGCGGGACCGGGACCGGGACCGGGACCGGGACCGGGACCGGGACCGGGACCGGGACCGGGACCGGGACCGGGACCGGGACCCCUCGAUCUCGCUGCUCUGCGCCUCCAACAACAUCACCUACCCCAGCUGGUGCCACAUCGUCAAGGACGCCUGCGUGACCGGCUUCGUCCUGGAGACACGGCACGCCGGGCCCUGCGACGCCUACGACGCGUCCUUUUACGUCGAGGAGAACAACACGUCGACCGGUUACGGCGUGGACCUAGCCGACGAAGUCGCCAGGACGGAGGACGCCGAGGAGCCGGGGACGCCGCGGACGCCGCGGACGCGCCGCUCUUCGACGUAGCGCAUCCCCUGGGCCGCCCGGCGUCGCCCGGCGUCGCCCCUCGAUUCGCGGUUUAGCGAAUUUUAGAUAGGCAAGGGCGAGUUGGCACCGAGUCAGUAUUCAUGCGCGGCUUCGCUCGCGGGACUGCCGCUUCCCACGGGGCGCGGUCGAAAGUGCCGUCGAAGACCGAAGUCGAAUCCGAAACCAAGAGCACCCGAACGCGGGCGUCGGCGACCAACGAAAUCGAUCUCGGUCUUCUUCGCAAGGAAAGCGCAUCCGACGUAUCUUGCGGUACGUCGCAAAAUGCAAGACACGUUUUUCUUUAUACGUGCCAAUAACUCGCGAGUCUACGGGGUGAAGACCUUCCUUUAAAUCGAUCAACGGUUCUUUUAACAUUUUCGCGCGAACCACCUAGGAUUUGUUCGAUCUCGCAUGGUCCGAUUCUGGCCUGAGCCUUGCAAAACGUAAGAAAAAGUGCAUAGCUGCGAGUCCAAGACCGAGACCGAAUUUCUUCGUCACCGGCAGAGAUCCCGCAAAAGUCAGAAACCUGCACCGAAAAGACCGGACCUCGCGGUGUUUCGCAAAAUUGCACGAAUCACGAAAGUCGAACAUCGCGAUUAGUCGACUCAAGGAGAGACGCAACGUGGGGAGAGAGAGAGAGAAAGAGAGAAAACGCGAGUUUAGAAUUCCGUAAGGUGUUGCGAAAGGGCCAUUUUACGUGAAAACCUUGACACAUUUUUUCCCCAAACUCGAUGCACCGAAUCAUUUGAUAGUUCGGUUCGGAGUUAUAAUUGUCUCGAUACGAGCGGAAUGACCCGGUUAGGGUAUGAUCGUUGUACUUAAUUUAUUUGAACGCUUCCCGCUUCGAGGCGUCGCGGCGGAGGUGCAGGUGCGAGGGCGCAGCGAGGGUCGGUUCUCGGCGGCGGCCGAGAAUCCUCCAGUGGAAUUCUACGUUAACGAUACUCCCGGUCUUUCCCGGACAAAACGAGGAGCGUCUCCGCCUAAGACGGGGGACGCGGUUUGCGGAAUGCGCAAACUCCUUCCGAGGACCGCGAGGAACGAUCGACGCUCGCGCGCCGGGGGACGCGAAACGGCACGCGGAGGGCUAAAAAGAAAGACGUUACGACACUGGACGUCGCAGACGUUCAAGAAUUUACAGGGGGAAUAAUAAUCUCCGCCAGGGAGACCCGGAGCUUCGGGGAAAGGUUUUAUCGCCGGGGACGACCGGAGCGAAGGGGACUCGCUCUCCGUCUCUCUCUCCCUCUCUCCGCCUUGCGACUCGACUCCUCCCGCAAGGCUUGCGGAAUUUUCGCAAUUGCGCUAAGUAAUCUCCUAGGGGGCCUCUUCUCGGGAACGGCGCAGGGCACCGAAAUACCAUCCAUCCCCUCGGAUCGACCCCGAAGACCGAUUCGGACGGGUCCGCACCGCGUCCGUGCAGCUACGUGCACCGGAACGACGUCUCGGACGUCACGGGUUCCUUUGAAUCGAUGUUUACCCGAGGCCUCGCGCGCUGUUAGAAUCUGGCCUUGUAAAAGAAAAGGUAUCGAAAAAUUUGGAAAAUUAUCCCUGUCGAAAAGUCGUCCUGUAGGAUGCACGGUCUCGGUCGUGGGACUUUCCAUUACGACAUCCGGAGAUGUCGGCGACGCGGACAAAGCCCUAUGCAAGUGGAUCGAUUUAGAGCCUACUCCAUGUUACUAAACAUUUACAUAUCGUAUACCGGUUUCGACCUUGCGUGUUUUUCGUGUCUAUAGGGUAUUAUUGCGUAGACGUUUAAACAUGUCAUAUCGAUACGUGAAGCCGAGGCGGCCGAGAACGAAAAUCGACCUCGAGAUCGAUGCCCUAUCGAUUAUCGAACCGACCGACGCAUCUGCGGGCGGAUGGCCGCUUCGCCCUUAAACCUUAAUAUACCCUCGAGAUGGGGAAGGGAGGAAACGUUAACGAAAAACGAAAAAAAGAGGAUGUAGUCGGGCCACGUGAAUAGCGCGACAUGCGAGUAGAUACGACCAUAGUUCCUGUACAAUACGGUAUAGAAAUUUAAUAUAAAAUUAUUAAUGGUAGCGCCGCACGAAACGUUAUAUAUAUAACAUGCAUAUGCAUACUGUAUAUGUAAGGUUCGUCGUCGCGCGGAAUCGUAAAGAGCUCGGAAGUUGACGUGGACGAAGAAGGUAGAAAAGGAGAUCGAACGAAGCUUUUCGGGGACGACAUUCGCGGGAAACUUCAAAUCGGCGAAUUACGGCCGAUCCGUAAGGCGGACAUACCCAUGGCGAGGUCACGCGAUUCUCGUCCAAAACGAAAAGGAUACCGGUUCGACACCCUGAAGGAAACUCGAAGGAACCGCACUAACGAGACAAUAAAAGGAAGGGAACGAAUAAAUCGGCAGAUGGCUCUCUUCCUUUCGGCAAAUUGCGCGGUCCACGCGUGUCUCGUUCUCUCUCUCUCUCUCUCUCUUUCUCUCGCCCGCCUUCCUCGGGCCCCCCUCUUCCGUCUCGCUCUUCGGACUCGUCCUCUUGCCUCUUCCUCUUUUUUAAUUAUUAUUUUCUCUCCGUCUGCCAGCUCGUUCAUCCGUGGCUUUUCCUCUUCCUUUUUCUCCUCUCGCCCAUCCAACGGUGGAAAAAAUACUCGCGGCUUCGGUUCGCCUCCGAAGAUCCCUCCUCGAGAGUCUCUCUCUUUCGGAGGUUCUUUCGAAAGUUGCGCUCCCAGCGAGAAAGUUUCUUUUCCGAAAGGCUAAACCUCUGUGGCUACCUCUUCGAUCGACGCUACAUGACGAGUUUCUCGCGUUAAUAUGCAAAAAAAAAAAUUCAUUUUGCGUACCUACCCGACCGAAAUGAAAUGCAAAAAUUAGGGUGCAGCGAUACUCUGCAUUUCUCCAUACUGGUCUUAAGUUUCCAUUUCCAUGAAAAAUUCUCGCUACCCCUUCAUCGAAAACAGUUCUGACGAGCCCUAUGGGUGAAAUAAAGGAUAUUAAUGAAUAAAUAAACGUCCGAAAACUCACACAUUAUUAUAUACGAUCAUUCGAUCCUGAAUUUUGAAAACUCGUGUACAAGAAACUAUACCGAUACGUAUCCUCGUGACAUUGAAAAAAAAAUUCAGGAAGUGAAAUGCACUUAGAAGGAAAUCGUAAAAACAAAUAAUAUCAUUCAAUUUUAUGGUAACGUUUAAUAUCUCUUAUACGUAUUCUGGUAUACAUAUCAUAAUUGCAGAGUCUCGGAGUGAAGAGGGAAUUCCUUUUAAGGGAAUGCAUAUAUUUUCGCGAUUACCCGAUCGCAGGAUUAAGGGGUCGCAUAAUAGGAUUAGACGUAAACGUGGCGACUAUUCCCCACGUAAUGCAGGUUUACGUGGUUACCCUGACGUUUAAUAUCCUUUAGUUACCUCGCUCGGUGCUCAUAGGACAGUUCUCUUCUCUUUCUCCUUCUCUCCUUCUUCCGCGAUGCACCUGCACGCACGUGCAUCCGGUGCAACGCGAUGUGCCGACUUCGCGUUCGAUCCUCUCCCACCUACAAAGGUACUCGGAAUUACGGGGUCGCUUAUACGAUUCUACAAAUGGGACAGACGGUAAAUACAAUAUUUUAGACAUGAUUUGCACGCGGAAACGAAUCGAUGCGUCGAUUCAUUUUUCUGUCAUUUUCGUAGACUUUUUUUUUUCAUUUUAAAUCGCCUUCAAAAAUAGACGCAUACCAUCAGCACGUAACGAUUUCUUCGAAAUGCAUUUACUGCACCUAGAUAUUUAUAUAGACAGACCCUAUGGACUCCAAAGUGGGGACGAUUUGAAUACACGGCGUUGCAUCUCCUUAUACUACUUCGUGCUUGAGCGUAAAAGAGGGUCGCGUUCCCACGCCGAGAAGUUGAAAAAAGGAUUUCUCUCGGUCCAAAUAAAUGACAUCCUCCCGGGAGAGCCGGAUCGCGAUUUAUUACAAUCAAAUUGCCCUCGGCUCGACAAAGGGCGGAUGCACGUGGAUGCACGCGCCGAGGUUGAGCCGGAUUUGAUUCGCGCGAUAAACCGCAAGAUGACAGCCUUGAACGAGACGCCGUAUUUCGGGAUCGUUUCCUUUCCCCUCUGGUGCAAUGAUUAUCGAGGACGAAUCCGAGAGAAAAAGGCAUCGUGGACCCGAUGAGUCGCCGAGGCUGAGAUACGUUUGGAUACAUUACUAGGGUGCUCCUCUAUAAGGCGUAGGGUGAGCGUCUCGAAAGACUAGCAAGUCCGGGAGAACGUUCUCCCUGGUUCUCCCGGAAUGAGAAUUGCAACGCGCCGCGCAAAACUUGGACGGGUGCGACCGAUCGCCCGAAGAAUAACGUAUAAUCUCUCGCUAGCUCUUAAGUAUUAAUGCUUUAUCUAGGUGGUAAUUGAAGAAAUUAACUUAUAGAUUCGAGCAACUACUUUAAAGACUGUGGAACAUUAUAGGUGUAUAAAUGUUUAAAUAAAUUAUUAUAACGUAACGAA
Orussus abietinus is the source of this 5748-nucleotide messenger RNA. RefSeq names its product follistatin-A. The transcript has 6 exons. Gene Ontology annotation, molecular function: protein binding; collagen binding; extracellular matrix binding. Gene Ontology annotation, biological process: anatomical structure development. The record is from RefSeq and is a predicted model, not a curated record. Lineage: Eukaryota; Metazoa; Arthropoda; Insecta; Hymenoptera; Orussidae. Bases 81 to 1331 code for a protein of 416 amino acids.